Stomoxys calcitrans (stable fly) is the source of this 1515-nucleotide messenger RNA. RefSeq names its product acidic phospholipase A2 PA4. The transcript has 7 exons. Bases 284 to 994 code for a protein of 236 amino acids. Lineage: Eukaryota; Metazoa; Arthropoda; Insecta; Diptera; Muscidae. Gene Ontology annotation, biological process: phospholipid metabolic process; arachidonate secretion. The record is from RefSeq and is a predicted model, not a curated record.
CUCAAGAAUCAAGUUCAGUCUUACCACAGCGGUGUCCGAACGCAGACAAGUUUGAUAGUCUUGCUCGUUACUCAAAUUACAAUUUACAACAACAAACCUAGUCAUAAAGAAACACCUCCAAAAAAUUGUUGUUACAUAAAAAUUGAAAGUGUUUUGCUAUAAUUCUUUUCUACUCUCAGUGAAAGUGAAGAAAAUCAUAGUUUUUUAGAGGAAUACACACAACAAAUCAGUUUUUGACAGUUUUUAAGUGCAAAAUAUCCUUUGGAAUUAAGAGUCACACGAAAUGUCGCUAAAACUUUUCCUUCUCGUUCUGACCGUGGCAUUAUUUGUGACGAUGCCAAUAAAGACGGUUAAAGGAUCCGCAGUUCUUAUAUCCGACAUGACCAUGACGGUAAUGGUGGAGUUGUCCUCCCGCUAUCCUUUUUGCAAAAUGCAUACCGAUCGUGGCGACAUACAGCGCAUGUUAUUGCAAGCCGAUCAGAGACGAAUACGUCAAGUUCCUAGGGAAUCAGUUAUGGAACUGGAAGAUGUGUGUAGGGAUUCUGGAUCACAUGGCAGGGAAUUUCGAGGCGGCUUAGGUUUCAUUUAUCCAGGCACCAAAUGGUGUGGACCAGGUAAUACUGCUAACGAUUUCAAUGAUCUGGGAGCGCAUGAGGAUGAGGAUCGCUGUUGUCGUGAGCACGAUAAUUGUCCGAAUGUUUUGAAUGUGGGUGAAUGUAGACGUGGCCUUUGCAACACUGGAACUUUCACCCGUUCCCAUUGCGAUUGUGAUGCCCGCUUUCGUCGUUGUCUACAAUCUCUAAACACAGAAACUGCAAAUACCUUGGGCGCCAUAUUCUACAAUGUUGUGCAGGUCACUUGCUUCCAGGAACGCAGCCCCUGUUCAAUACAUCAAAGAGCUGGCUACAAUCAAACCGAACAAGAAGAAAUAUGCGCCCAAUGGCAAUACCAACCCUCCGAGAAGUAUGUACCCAGUGCUCCAGGUCGUACUUAAGUUCAUCCAAUCGCAUCGAUAACAAAUCAAAGUCCUCAACCAAUGGCUGGCUAUACAACGAAAAUGGAUGUCAAUUCUAUGGAAAAAAAUACCUGCAUAUUAAAUUACAAUAUCUUUAUAUAUUGAAUGGAACAACAUACACACAAACCUACAUAACAAGUAGCAUUUAGUUUUUUGAACUUUAAUGUAUAUGACAAACCAAGAACUCCGAUCCGUUGACAAUGAUGACCUCCGAUUACGUGAUAUAUCAUGUUAGUUUGUAGUCACAACAUCACAACUCUUUGGCUGUUACUCUCCAUCUCUCCCUCUCUCUCUCUCGCACUAUAGAGAUGAUGGUUUGGAUUAUGAUCCCAAAGAUUAGAUGAUGUAUACCUAUCGAACCAUUGAAAUACGAUCUCUCCAAUAACUGUAGCAGUAGUCGUCAUACUCGAUUAAAUGUAGAUCUCUAGUAGAAACAUACACCAAAGACAUUCUUAUAAGAUUUAUUAAAAAUAAAAAUUAUUAUAUUAAUAAAAUGAAAA